Messenger RNA from Paramecium sonneborni, 381 nucleotides. Lineage: Eukaryota; Ciliophora; Oligohymenophorea; Peniculida; Parameciidae. The record is from the annotation of a GenBank genome assembly.
AUGUUUAAUUAAAUGUUUUGUGGCAUAAUCACUAAAAAAGGUGAUAUUUGCAAAGAUAAUUCAGGAAAUUUAUAUCAAGAGAUAUAAUUCCGAGAGGUACAUUAGAAUGAAUCUACUGAUGGCAGAAUAUUAAGUGUCAGAUUGUUUGAUUGUUUAGAUGCAAACAUAUAUGACAUGAUUAUUUGUUAUAAUUUUAGAAUGUUUAUAAGCAAGAAGGAUUAUAAAUAUCCAAGAUUGGAGAAGAAUAGGAUCUUAAGUUAGGAAUAUGUAGGGAAUGAAGAUUGUUAAUUUAUUGUUAAUGAGUCUAUGUUUGAAAAAAUGAAGAAAGUGUAAUAGAAUAAGAAGAAAGGUAAAUUAGAUUAUUACUUCAAAAAAAUUUGA